AUGGCUACCUGGGGCAGGUUAGGUUGGGGUUUGCGGAACUUUUUUAGGAGAUCGUGGUCUCUAAGAUAUGCGUCCUUACAUCGCUCGGUUGGUGCAGGUGUUCUGGGGUCUUUAGUAGGAGGUGGUUUACUUUAUUAUCGCAAAGAACCACGCUGGAGAUGGCCCCUCGCCGUUUACGCAGAAGAGACGCAGAAAGAUGCUCCUUCUCCCCCUGUAUCAAUGCGGCGGCUGCGUUUUGACCAGUUCGCUUCCAUGAUCUACGAGCAGGAAUUUUACAUGACGCCUAGAGACUUUCUGUACUCUGUCAUGCUUGAAGAAGUGGACCGUAAAUUACAGAAGAAACUUCUGACCAAAGCGGAAGUGGAGAGGAUGCUGACACUUGCCUCCAAGGCUCAAGCUGGUAAUGAACUCUUCCGAGGCAUUGGAGAUAAUGGCUUGAUCUCCUACACAGAGUACCUAUUCCUGCUCACUAUUCUCACCAAGCCACACACAGGAUUUCACAUUGCUUUCAAAAUGCUUGAUGUUGAUGGUAAUGAGCAUGUGGACAAAAAGGAAUUUCAGAAGAUGAAGAAAAUAAUUGGGAAGAGGAAAGAGCGGAUUGUGAGGGAUGGCAUUACAGAGGUGUCAAACACGGAGGACGGAGAUGAAGUCAGCACUACUCUUCAAGCUUUCUUCUUUGGGAGGAAUGGGAAGAAAAAACUGCAGUACCAAGAAUUCCGCAGGUUCAUGGAGGACCUGCAGGCGGAGGUUCAGGAGAUGGAGUUCCUACAGUUCUCAAAGGGCAUGGACACCAUGCGGCGGGAAGACUUUGCUGAAUGGUUGCUUCACUACACUAACGAGGAAGACAACGAGGCGUACUGGGAAAACAUGAGGAAGAGGAUCCCUACUGGCCAGAGCAUCACAUUUGAUGAAUUUAAAGCAUUCUGUCUCUUUACCAACAACUUGGAGGACUUCGCCCUCUCUGUGAAGAUGAUUAGUGAAGCCAACAGGCCAAUCGGAAUGGCCCAAUUCAAACGAGCUGUGAAGAUUGCUACAGGACAUGAGCUGUCAGAGAAUGUUCUAGACACUGUAUUUAAAAUCUUUGACCUGGAUGGGGAUAACUGUCUGAGCCAUAAAGAGUUCAUUGCUGUCAUGAAAGACAGGGUUCUGCGUGGACUCAGGGUCCAGCCCCAGCACGGUUUGUCAGGGUACUGGAAGUGUGUGAAGAGAGAGACACUGAAAGGAGCUCAGGAGGCCCUGGGGGACAGGAGCAGCCCCUUCUGAGGUUGACCUGCAUGUUUCUGAGGCAUCGGGAUGUCGUAGGACAGCUGGAACAAUCUGGGAAAACAUUGAUGAUGCCAGUGCUUCAGCCAGCUUUUGGAUCACUGUCCCCACCCCACCCAAAAAACUAAAACUAAAUACAAACAGAAAUUUAUUAUAUGAGCAUAUAUAAUAUCAAAUGUUUACACAGAAUGUGUUUUACAAAGUACAGUUAUAUUAGAGUGAUUGGCCUUUUGAAAGACGCCAUAAAAUGUGCUUACUUUUGUAUGGGAAAAAAAAAAAGCAUUUUUGGCUAUAGAAAGUUUACUUGAUUCCAGCAUCGAUUAAAAUGACAGUAAUUUUUGAUUGCCAAGACAACCAAUAUUGAUGUGCAGACCUUGUGUACCCUGAACCAAGGAGAAAAUAACCACUAUUUCAGUUUGUAGCACUGAAAGUUCGAGACUGAAAUAUGUAAAAUAGAAGCCUGCCUACUCAUUGUGAAAUAAAAAGAGUAGUGCACCAUGUUAAACAAAUAAUCUGUUCACCAUUAACAGUGCAGUUUACUUUAGUUGAAGGUGUUACCUUCCUGGGAGGUCCCAAGCAAUUUUAAAUGUGUUUCAUCUUAAAACUGUUUCUGAAGGCCAAGCCAAACAACUGUGGGAAAAUGAGAGAGAAAGAAAAAGAAAAGCGUUUUAGCAAUCACAGUAGGAUGUAAACUGACAGUUCCUCUCUUUAAAAUAUGCCCCUUCGGUUCUGAGCCGAAAGUAUAGAGCUACUUACAGAGAAAAGCCAGUCCCAUUCAACUGAGUGAUCAGUUUUCUCACCUGUUUACUAGAGAGGACUUCUGUGAGACAGAAAAAUGAGGUUCAAAGAAACUUCAAAAGUUCAUAGACCAGAUAAGACACAUGUUUUAGUAAAGCUAGAGUCUUUGUUGUGUAUGCAUGUCACAUUUCAUGGAGUAAGGGUGUGGUUUUGUUUACAUUUUUUUUUUUUAAAUAUACUUAUGGUGUGCAUGUGGUUUGGUCAUUGCUCAGCUUUCUGUCAAUGUGAACCUUUGGAUGUUUUACAUGUUUGCCCUUAGUGUAUCCUUUUGGAUGUCUCUUAUUUUUUCAGUUUAUAAGUUUAUAUUACAGCUCUUUCAAUUGCUGAAACAGGUUGUUCAUGGGGGAAUCUGUUCCUCACUGCUUGGGAUAUGAACAUUCCAAACAGUGCCUCAUUACCACAGACUUCUGGCAUGUCUUUCACAGGACAUUUCUGUUUUUCUGAUUCUUCUUUUUUAAUAAUUACAGGUGUGUUAUCGCUGUGGUUUUGCUGGGCUUUAUUAAUAACUUGGAAUACUUUUUUUUAGCUUCAAAUAGGCCCUCUUCUGUCAGAACUUGACAUUGAUAUGUUCAGAACCACCAUGUAAUUUUACUUGGUAAAUAAACCAAGCAAGGGAUAGGAUUCUUUCUGUGAAUACUUA
Chanos chanos (milkfish) is the source of this 2701-nucleotide messenger RNA. It is a transcript of the gene micu2, whose product is annotated as mitochondrial calcium uptake 2. Gene Ontology annotation, cellular component: uniplex complex. The record is from RefSeq and is a predicted model, not a curated record. Gene Ontology annotation, biological process: calcium import into the mitochondrion; mitochondrial calcium ion homeostasis. The transcript is spliced from 12 exons. The coding region runs from base 1 to 1263 and encodes 420 amino acids. NCBI's taxonomy places the organism in Eukaryota, Metazoa, Chordata, Actinopteri, Gonorynchiformes, Chanidae. Gene Ontology annotation, molecular function: calcium ion binding.